CAGAGGCCAGCGAUUAAGGAAAUGGAAAUGAAAAAUGCAACAGGGCUGACAGAGUUUGUUCUCACAGGACUUACGUAUCAACCAGGGUGGCAAAUCCCCCUGUUCCUGCUGUUCUUGAUGAUAUACCUCAUCACCAUUGUGGGAAACCUUGGUCUGAUUGCUCUCAUCUGGAAUGAACCUCAACUUCACAUUCCCAUGUACUUAUUCCUUGGGAACCUGGCUUUUGUGGAUAAUUGGUUAUCAUCCACAGUGACGCCCAAGAUGCUGGUCAACACCUUCACCAAGAAUAAGAUGAUCUCUCUCCCUGAAUGCAUGGUACAAUUUUUUUCCUUUGCAGUCAGUGCAACAACAGAAUGUUUUCUGCUGGCAACAAUGUCAUAUGAUCGAUAUGUAGCCAUAUGUAACCCGUUACUUUAUCCAGUGAUUAUGACUAAUAGACUAUGUAUGUGGCUGUUAUUCUCAUCAUUUGUAGGUGGUGUUCUUCAUGCAUUAAUCCAUACAGGUUUUUUAUUCAGAUUAACCUUCUGUAAUUACAACAUAAUACAUCACUUUUACUGUGACGUCAUGCCAUUGUUUAAAAUCUCUUGUACUGAUCCUUCUAUUAAUGUUCUGAUGAUUUUUAUUUUUUCGGGUUCAAUUCAGGUGUUCACCAUUUUCAUUGUCCUUGUCUCUUAUACAUUAGUUCUUUUUACAAUUUUAAAGAAGAAGUCCGUACAAGGCAUAAGGAAGGCCUUCUCCACCUGUGGAGCCCACCUCCUAUCUGUCUCUUUAUACUAUGGGCCUCUUCUAUUCAUGUAUGUGCGCCCUGGAACUACACAAGCAGAUGAUCAAGAUAUGAUGGACUCUCUAUUUUACACUGUCAUAAUUCCUUUCUUAAAUCCAAUUAUCUACAGCUUGAGAAAUAAGAAAGUCAUAGAUUCUCUGACAAAAAUGCUAAAGAGAAAUAUUUAG
Molecule: messenger RNA, 951 nt
Organism: Camelus dromedarius (Arabian camel)
Lineage: Eukaryota; Metazoa; Chordata; Mammalia; Artiodactyla; Camelidae
Product: olfactory receptor 5H2-like
Exons: 1
Coding region: 22-951 (309 amino acids)
Biological process (GO): G protein-coupled receptor signaling pathway
Cellular component (GO): membrane
Molecular function (GO): olfactory receptor activity; G protein-coupled receptor activity; odorant binding
Source: RefSeq, a predicted model, not a curated record